AAAAGUUUUAACAUAAAAAUAUCCUUUAAAUAAAAAAUAAUUUAUUUAAUUUAUUAAACUUUUAUUUCGUUAUUUUUAUAUAAUAUAUAUAAUAAGGUUUAUUAUUAUACGAUGAAGUUAUUACUUAUAUUUCCACAUCUUUCGAUGUGUUAACGAUGCAUUUGCCAAUGAGGGUAUCCGACAUUUGUAUUUUUGAUCUUCUUAAUUCCGAUGGUCGACCAACCUUUGUUAUCGCGAUUGUCGCACCGCCAGACACGUCACAGCCAAUAUAUGUGAAUCCUGCCCUCGUCGAUAACGCCGCCCUACACGACAAAAUCAUCAAGGUAUCCCAAUCACAUAGUGGGGAUUUCUGGGAUUGGAUCAUCGGUUUCAAUCCGUCUCGUACUUUCACCUUCGAGAAGAAAUGUUGGACGCGAUCGGUAAUAAGCAGCCAAUGGGCGGUUAUUGGAAGCAACGAUGGUUUCUCGCCGGACCAAAAUUCACGCAAUCCUAAGUCUCAUAGCCGGGUAAAUAGCAACAACCUUCUACACGAUGUUUCUCGGCCUGGUAUGUCGAUUGAUCUUGAUAUUGGCUGGAUACCUCCCGACUUCAUGCCUGAACAGGAGCCCUUUGUUCAUGUAAUCAACACCAUCAACUGGGCCUCGACACCUCUUGGUCCGCUGCCACAUUGGCCUACCCUCCUCCAACAGACCUUCAACCAAGUCCUAGCCGAUUCGAGACCUAUCGUCAUUUACUGGGGUGACAAACUGACGACCCUCUAUAACGAAGCCUUUAGCAAGCUGUGUGGUUCCAAGCAUCCCGCCUUGCUGGGCAAGUCGGUCGAAGACGCAUGGCCCGAUUUCUGCGAGAAGAUUAAGGUGGCUAUGGCCACAACGACCCCUAAACUUCGCGUGGGAGACGAGGACGAAUGGUGUUUUUUCGUCGAGAAGACUGACGGGAGCCCCGAAGAGACAUAUCUCAAAUGGUCCAUUAUCCCAAUAACAGAAAAGAAUAGAUGCCUCGGCUUCAUCCAGCCAAUUCAAGACACCACCUCCAUGCGACUUUGGGAGAGACGCACCAAAAUGUUAAUUGAUUUGGGCGAUAUACUCAUUACUGCGCGGGAUGUCAAAUCUUACUGGGGGAAGCUCAUUCAAGAGCUUGAGGCUUGUCAACCGACCUACGAUAUUCCACUCGCAAUUCUUUACUCGGUCGAAGGGGGGGAUUCAGGAAAGUGUUGUCUACUGGAAGGUUGUUUAGGUGUUCCAGAUGGUCAUGUUAUAGCCCCUUCCAAACUACAGCUCUCUGAGGGUAGUGACCAUGGGUUAUCCUCGUCCUUUAGAACAGCUCUUGAAUCGCAGAACCCGUUAUUUCUCCAAACCAAAGACGGCACACUACCCAAGAAACUACUUGAAGGUCUUGAUUGGCGUGGCUUUAAGGACCCAUGCCGCGAGGCUGUUAUAUGUCCCAUACGGCCAACAAAAGAUGAAAAUGUCUUGGGCUUACUACUGCUUGGGUUAAAUCCUCGCCGCCCUUACGAUAACAAUUACCAACAAUACAUUGCUCUACUUGGGCAAAAGCUGACCACGACUUUGGCGUCAACUGUCCUUCUCGAGGAAGAGGCAAGAAGGGGUCGCAGCAUAUCCAUGCAGGCCGCCUUUGACCAGGCCAUGUUGAAGGAGCAGCUUGCGAUGCAAACGAGGGAAGCCACAGAGUCGGUCCAAAAGUUUCAGCAGAUUGCUGAAUUCAUUCCGGUUGGCAUGUGCCUUGGUAACCAUGGCGGCAAUAUUACAUUUGCAAAUGACAGCUGGCAUCGUAUCACCGGCGCCCCCCAAGUCAACCCACUAACCCCCGAGGGCUUCCUGUCUUGUGUUAUUGAGGAAGACAGGGCAAACGUGCAGCGCGCGUAUGAGGAGCUUCAGAAAUUGUUGACCGUCACCAUUGAGUUCCGGGUGCGUAGGUCGGCCGAAGAUAACCACCCCCUACAGCACCCGAUUGGGAGCUCGCCCAGUUUCGAGAGAGCUGGCUUGGACCUUAAUGCCGACAAUGGGGGCGUGCGACAUGUCCUGGGUUCUCUGAAAGCUGAACGAGGCCUGGAUGGCAAUAUCAAUCAAGUACUGGCAUGCUUAACAGACGUGACUUUACACAAGAAGGCUGCCGAGGAAGCAAUUCGAAAAGCCCAGCAAGCUGAGAAUCUUAAACGCAUGGCGGAGCUUGCAACUGUAGGCAUGUAUGAUAUGGCUCUUGAUGGUCGUUUAAUUGGGGCGAAUAAUGUGUUUUACGAGAUGUGUGGACUGGAUAGGGUCGACCUCUCCCAAAUAUCAGUCAAACCAUUUGAUGUUUGUGUUGUUGACGAGGACCUACCGGCCCUCAAGAAGACCCUAGUGAGGCUUGUCCAGGAAGGCAAGUCGCAAACCGCGGAAAUUCGACUGAAAACGCAGUGGACGGAAACGGACACGACUGGCGACCAAAUCAUUGCACCUCGUUGGGUUCUGGCUACCUUUAUGCCAGUGAAGAACUCAGAGGGCAUCAUCCAGACCUUCACAGGAUGUCUGAGUGAUGUGUCGUUGCAGAAGUGGCAACUCGAAAAGGAGCGACAGCGGAAAGACGAAGCUAUUGAGUCCAAGCGCCAGCAAGAAAAUUUCAUAGAUAUGACUUCGCAUGAGAUGCGGAAUCCACUGAGCGCUAUCGUCCAAUGUGCUGACGCGGUCAUUGGUUGCCUCGCCAAGGCUCAAGAAUUGGUUGAGUUGUUGUCUACAAAGGCCGACGAUGGCGGCGUUUCGAGCUCUACUCCUACUAGUGGUCUACCUAGCGUCUACCAAGAGGGUGUGCAGUUGUUGAGGGACAGCAUUGAAAACGCAGAAACCAUCAUUGCCUGCGCUCAACACCAGAAACGCAUAGUAGAUGACAUCUUGACCAUGUCCAAAUUAGAUUCCAACCUUCUGUCCAUUACGCCAAUCACAGUGAACCCCAUUCACAUUGCCCAGGAGGCUUUCAAAAUGUUCGAGGUGGAAGCUCGUAGAGUCGACAUUGACUUGACCAUGGUUGUCGACCGUUCUUACACUGAAAUGAACAUCGAGUUCCUCGAUCUAGACCCCUCACGGCUGAAGCAGGUGCUCAUAAAUCUGCUCACCAAUGCCCUUAAGUUUACUAAAAAUGGGCCGACAAGAAAUGUCUCCAUCACCAUGAGUGCCUCCAAGUCUCGGCCUGAAGAUCAAGUUACUUCGGUCCAGUUUAUUCCGCGAGUUACAGAAGUAGCGUGGCAAGGCGAUGGCUCAUCUCUUGUCCCCGAGGAGAAUAGGAUUUACCUCAUGUUCGAGGUCAAGGACACGGGACAGGGUCUCACCGAAGAAGAGAAGUCCUCUCUAUUCCAGCGUUUUGUGCAAGCAAAUUCAAAGACGCACGUCAAGUAUGGGGGCUCGGGCCUCGGACUGUUCAUUAGCCGCAGGUUGACCGAGAUGCAAAACGGGGCGAUCGGGGUCGCGUCCAGCCCAGGUCAGGGGUCGACUUUUGCAUUUUACAUCGAGGCACAUGUACCCAGUCAGGAAGCAUUCCAAGAGGCUCGAGCAGCUGCACAAGCCGUCGGUUAUAUACUGAAAACAUCCACUAUCAUGCUUGGUAAAAACCAGAGCAGAGGGCCUUUUACCAUGGCGAAGCCGACCAAGAAGCUGCUCGCUCCGCAGAUCGAAGGAGUACUCCUGGUCGAGGACAAUCUUAUUAACCAGCAGAUUACGCGACGUGACUUAUUGACCAGUGGCUGCGUUGUUGAGGUAGCAAACCAUGGAUUAGAAGCAUUAGAUAAACUCGAGAACUCGAACCGCGCCAACGGACAGUUUCCCCUUAGUCUUGUAUUGAUGGAUAUCGAGAUGCCCGUACAAGAUGGCCUCACUUGCACACGCAAGAUCAGAGAGCUAGAAAAAGCGGGCCAUUUUAGGGGCCCGCGGAUACCGAUCAUUGCUGUCAGUGCUAAUGCGCGUAUGGAGCAGAUUCUGGAGGCCAAGGCAGCGGGAUGUGAUGAUGUUCUGGUGAAGCCCUUUAGGAUUCCGGAGCUGGUGGAGAAGAUGGUGAUUGUAACAAGACAGCUCGAGAAGAGCGAGUGAAGCCAUACAUUGUUGAUUUCGAGGUGCUGGUUCGAGACUGACUAGGUAGCCACCGCCACUGGGCGUCGUCUUAACGCAUCUUGGAUGUAUUUUGUUACGUGGGGCGUAUCUAGGGACCUUCUCUCAGGUUCUCUCAGGGGUUAGUGCAAAGAAGGUCGUAUUUCUCGCCUCCUUUUUUCUGGUGUGGUUGUUUGCAUUUACCAUUCAUUGUCUAGGCAGCAUUAGCAUGAUACCACGGGAGUAGUAGCAUCUUUGAAGAGGGGGCGGGGCUUUGGUUUCUUGUCUUGGGAGCUUUGGAGUUUAGGGAUCACGGAUGAUAUAUAGGUAUAUACAUAGGUAUAGCAUACAUACUGAUACCUAUACUAGAUAGCUAUUACGACCAU
Molecule: messenger RNA, 4459 nt
Organism: Hypoxylon fragiforme
Lineage: Eukaryota; Fungi; Ascomycota; Sordariomycetes; Xylariales; Hypoxylaceae
Exons: 2
Coding region: 156-4076 (1306 amino acids)
Biological process (GO): phosphorylation; phosphorelay signal transduction system
Molecular function (GO): phosphorelay sensor kinase activity
Source: RefSeq, a predicted model, not a curated record